Messenger RNA from Dreissena polymorpha, 2338 nucleotides. RefSeq names its product hepatocyte growth factor receptor-like. Gene Ontology annotation, cellular component: signaling receptor complex. The transcript has 3 exons. The record is from RefSeq and is a predicted model, not a curated record. Gene Ontology annotation, biological process: positive regulation of kinase activity; multicellular organism development; protein phosphorylation. The coding region runs from base 407 to 841 and encodes 144 amino acids. NCBI's taxonomy places the organism in Eukaryota, Metazoa, Mollusca, Bivalvia, Myida, Dreissenidae. Gene Ontology annotation, molecular function: transmembrane receptor protein tyrosine kinase activity; ATP binding.
CCUACGCAGUAGACCUAGGGUUAAGAUCGUGUUUACCGGUAGUUUUCUCAGCGAAGUUUCAAGUGUAUGAAUAAGGUAAAAAAUAUCUUACAGUAAGUUUGGUUGCGACAAAGUCAUGGCUUCUCCCGGACACUCCCGCCAGUGUCUUGCAACUAUACAUUCCCAUGUAAAACUUUGCAAUGGUUACAUGCGCAUGAAUGAAACAGACAUAAUUGUAUUUAAUUUUUUAUUUUAUUUUUUUAUCAUUUUUGUAUUCGACUUCCCAAAUAGAAAACAGUACGUACACUUUUUUGCUCAAAACGCACCAUCAAAACGAUUGCGGAAAAAUAGCCUAGCGAGGGUAUUUAAGUCUCAUUUCAACUAGAAAAAAACUCUGUUUUCAUAUUAAAUAAGGCUUGCUGAUGACAUGACGGUCAAAGUAUCUGACUUCGGAUUGUCACGUGACGUGUAUGAGAGGGAAUACUACAGUUCCUGUGACAAGACGACGAAACUUCCGGUGAAGUGGAUGAGUCCGGAAAGUCUCGAAUUCGGACACUACAGCUCGAAAUCGGACGUGUGGUCGUAUGGCGUGGUUCUCUGGGAGCUGCUAACGAGAGGCAUGUGUCCCUACCCGGCCGUGGACAACUGGGACAUCAUGCGUUACCUGAAGUCAGGCAGGCGGCUCGAGAAACCGGAGUAUUGUCCGGAUGACGUGUACCAGAUAAUGCUGCGCUGCUGGCAAUGGGAACCACGAAAAAGACCGGCGUUCUCUGAGCUUGUAACCAGCGUUCCAGAGAUCCUAGGUCGCCGCGGGAGAUUCGAGUCCAGCCGAGGCAUGUCUGAAAGCAGUGAUUGUAAAUAGUAAACUCGGACGCGCUGCAGCUAACUCGAGAAAUAUUAGCUAAGCUAAGACUUGCUUUCAAACCCCGGUAAAUUCCAGGCAAUAUGUGUAGGUAAUAAGACUUAUAAAGAAGUUAAAUCAUUUACUAUAGGUCAAAAUGAAAUUAAAUGUGAACAAAAAGUAAAACUUUUAGGAGUGGAACUUGAUUACAAAUUAAACUUUGAUCCACAGGUUACAAAUGUAUGCAAAAAGGCAGCCAAACAAUUAAAUGUUCUCCAAAGACUAAGCAAAUUCCUGAAUGUAAGCACUAGGUUAAUAAUCUUUAAAUCUUUUAUCCGAUUUAAUUUUAAUUUUUGUCCCCUUAUAUGGCAUUUUUGUAGUAAAUCCAACACAGAAAAACUAGAAAAGAUACAGUUCAGAGCCCUUAGAAUUGUUUUUAAUGACUAUGAAUCUAGUUAUGAUACACUACUAAAAAAGGUUAACAGUACUACUCUUCACUUAAACAGGUUACGCCUCAUUGCGUCAGAAACAUUUAAAUGUACACACAAUCUUUCCCCAGAAUAUCUUCAAUCCUUGGUUAAAGUUAAAUCCUCUACCUAUAAUUUCAGAUAUUCAAACAUCCUUGAGACACCACAAGUAAGAACAACAAGGUAUGGCAAAAAUUCCUUUCGUUUUGAGGCUGUACAGGUGUGGAACAGCCUCCCAGAGGAUAUUCGCACAGUCGACAAAUAUAAAGACUUUGUAUGGCUGAUCCGCACCUGGACAGGCUCAAAAUGUAAAUGCGCCAUGCUUCUCACAUUUUUUGCUUGCUUGCUUGUUUUUUGCUGUCCUGCUUAUAUUAUUUAUUUAUCUGUCAGUUAACCCCUUGUUAAAUUAUCCUUGUAUAUAGUGUAUAUGAGUUUCUUGUGUGUUUAAUAAAAUAAAAAUAAAAUAAAAAUAAACAUGUAUAUAUGUGUAUAUAUGUGCUAUGUAGAUGUUUUUUUAAUGUGAUUAAAUAUGCUUUUUUAUACUCCCUUCUUGUGUGUUUUAAAAUGUUAUAAACAUGUAUAUAUGUGUAUAUAUGUGCUAUUUAUUUGUUGUACUAUGUAGUUAUUGUGCAUGUGCUUAUAUAUGCUUUUAAACAUGAAUUGUGUGCUAUACUUGUUUGAAUAUCUUAAAUUUUAAUAUAGGUCUGCAAUGCUUUGUUUGUAAAAAUUAUAAGUGUAUAACAUAUGUGUUAAUUAUGAACGGAUGUAAAACAGCUCCAAUAUAGUUCUUAGGUAUAUUUCCCUUUGUCAUAUCUAUGUGUAACUUACAAAAUAUUAUGCUUUUAAUGAACAUUUUUUACUAAUUUUUGUGUUUUAUAUGCUCUAAAUAUGUCCUUGUAGUAUAAAUGCUUAUAUAAUAUGCUUAAUCUUUCUUUCUUUCAGCUCAAUAUACACUUGUUAUAUAUAUACAAUUGUUUUGUCGGGAAAUAGCUCAUGAGCUAAUGUUUAUUGUUAUUCUCAUCCGACGUUAAAUAAAGAUUCUUGUAUCUUG